AUGGCUGCCCUUAAGAAGAUAGCCGUCAUCGGUGGAACGGGCGACCUCGGCCAUGUCAUCGUCCAGCAGUUGGUUGCCGCCGGCAUCUUCGACGUUGCCGUCGUUACCCGAGACUCCCGAGACUCCCGAGGCAAGAUCCCUACGGGCGCCAAGGCCGCUGAAGCCGACUACGAGUCCCUAGAGAGCCUGACCGCAGCCUUUCGAGGCUUCGACGCCGUCGUCUGUACUCUGCCAGGCCAUCUGGAAGCCUUACUUCUGCGCAUUCUCGACGCCGCCAUCGCUGCGGGCGUAAGGCGCUUCAUUCCCUCAGAGUUUGGCUCAGAUCACCGGCAGCCGGCCGCCCACUCCGUCCCUCUCUCCGCGAGCAAGAUCAAGGUGGACAACACACUUCAGAAGGCCGCCUCGGAGGACCGCAUCGAGUACACGUCCAUCUUGGGAGGACCAUGGAUCGAAUGGAUCAUGACUUUUGAGGAGGGCAUGAGCAUCCCCGAGCGCAAGUUCUUCAUCCACGACGGCGGCGACAUCCCCUUCGGCCUCACCACCCGAAAGGCAUUCGGCGACGCGGUUGCGGGCGCGCUCAGACACCCCGAAGAGACCAAGAAUCAGCUCUACACGAUCGAGAUCAUCAGCCUGACUCAAAACCGCAUCCUGCAGCUCGUCAAGGAGGCCCUGCCCGACCUCGAACUUGAGAUUGUCCAUGUCAACACCAAGGAGCGUUACGAGCGAGGCGUCAAGAAGCUUGUUUCGGGCGUCUUUGACAUGUCUGUUGUGGGGGACAUAGUUUUGAGAUUCGUCUUCGACUCGGAGCUACAGCUUACGUCCGACACCAAAGCCGCCAAUGAGUUGCUCGGUGUCGAGAGCAUCACCGAGAAACAGUUCAAGGAGCUCGUCAGAUCCUUGGCCAACUGA
Messenger RNA from Colletotrichum siamense, 909 nucleotides. Its product is annotated as Isoflavone reductase-like protein P3. NCBI's taxonomy places the organism in Eukaryota, Fungi, Ascomycota, Sordariomycetes, Glomerellales, Glomerellaceae. The record is from RefSeq and is a predicted model, not a curated record. The transcript is spliced from 2 exons. The coding region runs from base 1 to 909 and encodes 302 amino acids. Gene Ontology annotation, molecular function: oxidoreductase activity.